Molecule: messenger RNA, 471 nt
Organism: Miniopterus natalensis
Lineage: Eukaryota; Metazoa; Chordata; Mammalia; Chiroptera; Miniopteridae
Source: RefSeq, a predicted model, not a curated record
AUGGUGAAACACGUGCUUCUUUUACAUUGGUGGGGGUACAGGACGGCCCUGAGACCUAGUGUGAAGGUGUAUGUUGCUGAACCCUUGAAUGCAGAUGACUGCUACCAGCCCACUCUGAAAGGGGAACUGACCCCCACCCCCUAUCCUCCAGAAACCAUAGCAAAUGGUGCCAAAUCCAGCAUUGGCUUAAACACCUGGCCUCUUACAAGGGACCUUGUGGAUGAUGUCUUCACUGUCACAGAGGAUGAAAUUAAGUAUGCAGCCCAGCUGGUAUGGGAGCGGAUGAAACUGCUUAUUGAGCCUACAGCUGGUGGUGGAGUGGCUGCUGUUCUGUCUCGGCAUUUUCAAACAAUUUCCCCAGAAGUAAAGAACAUAUGUAUUGUGCUCAGUGGUGGAAAUGCAGGCUUAACCUCUGUAACUCGGGUGAAGCAAGCUGAAAGGCCAGCUCCUUAUCAAUCUGUUUUUGUUUAA